Molecule: messenger RNA, 2203 nt
Organism: Amoebophrya sp. A25
Lineage: Eukaryota; Dinophyceae; Syndiniales; Amoebophryaceae
Source: the annotation of a GenBank genome assembly
CUUUGCGAGAAUAAAGAAAGUGAUGGGCGUGGGAACAAGAGUGAGCGAAACUAGAUAAGAUAAAGAUGUAGUGAUCUCCUAUAUUAAAUAUUUCCACUUCUACUUGUUAGUUGUUACAAGUUGUAUAUCCACCGCUGCGCCUAGAAGAACAUACAAGAUGUCGGGUGCCGACGCUCUCAUCACGUCUAUUGCUUUGCAAGGCUUGGGCGCCGUCAUGGCCUGCCCACUGGACCUCGCCAAGACAAGGUUCCAGUAUGCGACUUUCUUCGAGCGACCCGCUAUACCUGAAUUGAAGCACUACACCAUGUCCUUUGGGUGGCGCAGAGGGAUGUUCCAGUCAGCCGGCUACUACCUAGGAACGCCAUUGGUAUUCAGCUUCGUCUUCGAUAUGCGGAAGCAUGAUGGAGCACUACUGGCAGCCCUGCAAGCGCGGUUUGUGACGACUCUGGCGUUCAGUCCAUUGGAAUUUAUGACCAGUCCCUAUAUGUCCUAAACCUUCAUACUACUACACAUAUAAAUACUCAAUAUCGUCCGCGUCCCUACAUUUAAACAUAUCGUCCCUAUAUGUCCUAAACCUUCAUACUACUACACAUAUAAAUACUCACAAUAUCGUCCCUACAUUUAAACAUAUCGUCCCUAAACCUUCAUACUUCUCCUAGUCCUUCAUGCUUCAAAAUUGACCAACGGACGUUGCAUCAAGCGACAGGCUUGCGCGGAUUCGACUUCCUCCACUGCCUCCUCCCCUUGAGACGACGUGGCGCACGCGGACUCGUGGCCACGAUGGGCAGGGAUUUGAGCUUCACGUGGAUCUACUGUGGUGGUCUCUUACUGGCCAAACAAUCGAAACUGAUUGCGGCAACGGAUGAACUCACGCGCACGAGCAACGAUAGUCGGGGAACGCUGUCAGCUUUAUUUGGAAACAUAGCGAUGCCGUUUACCGACCCAGCAAGCUACUUCGUGUCCUUCUUUUAAGGCAUUCCGUGAUCCCAAAUUUGCCUUUUUUGCGUGUAGGUAACAAUAGUCUCACUCUCUCGAGGAGUGGGGUAUCUCAAAUUUGCCUUUUUUGCGUGUAGGUAACAAUAGUCUCACUCUCUCCGACCGGGUGUAUCUCAAAUUUGCCUUUUUUGCGUGUAGGUAACAAUAGUCUCACUCUCUCCGACCGGGUGUAUCUCAAAUUUGCCUUUUUUGCGUGUAGGUAACAAUAGUCUCACUCUCUCCGACCGGGUGUAUCUCAAAUUUGCCUUUUUUGCGUGUAGGUAACAAUAGUCUCACUCUCUCCGACCGGGUGUAUUACAAUGGUCUUCUGCUCACUUAAACUUCAAAAGUUAAGUCCCAUAAAGAGGUGUAUCUCAAAAUCUAUGGGUCAUUAGGGGGGUGUACCUCAAAAUAAAUGGGUCAUUAUAGGGUGAGCUCUAAUUUCUUUUCGCUACUGCGGCAACAAUAGUCUCGCAUCCGUUUGACGUGCUGAAAACUCAUAUGCAAACGUUUCCAAGAGCCAGAAUGGAAAAUGGAACAUUGAGAGUGCAAGAAUCAACGCUGAGACAAACGUGGAAGCAUAUCACGUCAGCGAUAGGACCUAUGGGAAGGAGGGUUACCGACUACUCGCUGUUUGCGACAGGUACUAGCACUGCAGCAAUUAUCUUUGAGAAGCUUGACAUCUUCAGAUUGAAUGAUUCAUUUACUGAUAUUUAUUAUAUCAGAUGAAAAUGUUGACUUUCUUCAGUAGUUGAUUUUCAGUUGCAUAGAAGUUGCUUCCUUCGAAGACGAAGAAGUUUAGCACAACCACUCCCAUCCCACUACAAGGCCUCCAAUUCCGCCUUCUCCGCAUCGUCCCGCUUUUUACCUUUCUCGGUAGCCAGUAUUUCGAACAAGGUUGGGUCUCGGAUGAAGAUCCAGAUAAAGCGUUUAUCAAGCUGUGGGCAAGGAUAACGGGAAAACCUGGUCUAGACAAAGGCGAUAUCGUAGAUAACCGGAAGAUGAAGCGGAAUGUGCCUAUGCAUCCAAGGGAGAGGAAGACGAAUCAUGAUCUUUAGGGUGUGUACAAGUUGUUGGUGAAUUUGAAUAUUACUUACCAGACAAGCAGAUGAGCAAGAAGAUGUUGAAACACAAAAUCUGAGUUGAGACUCACAUGAUGCAAAGGUAAAUAAUUUACACAAUCUAUCUUGAGUCUUGCCGUGAUUUUGAAGAAGUAGCAACAAGCGAG